GAUUUCUUAUCUGAACAGGAUUAAGGCAUCAUCUGUGUAUUCUGAUACCAUGAAUGUGCCACAGGUGGUCCAGGAACUUUUUCAGGUAUUCUGCAAAUAGAUAUAGUUUGAAUGAUCCAUGGAGAAGGGCAGAUGAUCAGUAGUGUCAGUCCCAUACACUGACCAGUGAGUCCCCUACGUGCCAGGUACAGGAGACAUUAGCAAAGCAUACUGUAGUAUUUGAUACCUGCAAUCAGUUGUUCAAUAAAAUGCACAAUAAAAUAGAAGAUGUGCUGCAAUGCUAAUUUAACCUGCUGCAGCCAGUGAUAGGUCUGACAUGCCUUUGGAAUGAAACGGGUAGCGGAUGAGCCUUUAUUUGUCUUUUAGGACCAUGGAGUGUAAAUGAUGGUGCAUCAGGCUGAUGAAACUAAACAUCACCCUUUCAGGGUUUAUGAAAUGAGAUGAAAUUAUAGUAGAGGCUUUACCACCUGGAGUUUAUCAGGGAGGUUUCAAAAUGGAUGACUGGAAACAACUUCUUGUUCUUGUCUUUGUUUCCACCUUCUGCUCUAUAGAUGCACAGCUGACUGGAAUGGUGUUGCAGAAGGAUGUAGCUUCUUACCCUCUGUAUGAAGAACAGGGGGAAAAGAAGGAACUAGUGAGUGCUGUGAAUUUACUAAGUCUGCAGGAAAGCGUCUAUAGCAGACAUCAUCUUCCUGGUAGAUGGAACCUGGAGCACAGGGACAAAGAACUUCAAGAUCGUGCAAGACUUCUUGUAUACAAUGAUUGCAAUAUAGAUCUUUCUAUAGCAAUUGAUAUUUCAAGGCGCGUGCAGCCAGCAUCCACAGUGCUUCUGAGAGAGAAAUUGCAAGCAUUCCUGCCCAAGCUUUUACUCCAGAUGAAGUUGCUGCCAAAUACCAGCUGUAAUGCUGGCUCUCCAGUCAACAUUAGAUUCAAGUUCCAAGUAUUGGCACAGACCAAAGAAUUCAUCUUUGAUUCUGAUUUUGAAGAAUAUAAUGAAGACAUCAUUCAGAAAUUCUUAGAUGCACAAACCACUGUGGACACCUACCUGAACACAGACUUCUUACAGGCAAUUGAGGAGAAGUUCAUUAAUGUGACCUCUGCUAACAUUAAGGUUCUGUUAGUAUUUUCAGAUGGCCUAGAUGAUUCGCUGGAAGAUCUUAGAAAAGCAGCUGACUCGCUUCACUUUAAAGGUCUUGAUGCAUUUCUACUAGUUGGCCUGGACAAUACACAGAAUUUGACUGAACUUCGGGAAAUAGAGUUUGGCAGAGGGUUUGGAUACAAUGAACCUCUGAGUGUUGGGUUUGCAGAGAUUGCAAACAUCCUGCAGAGAAAUCUUGAUACUGUUGCAGAAAGGAAAUGCUGUAAGGUUGUUUGUAAAUGCCUUGGAGAAACUGGUGAUCGUGGUGGCCAGGGAAGUCCUGGAAGGAAGGGAAGUAUGGGGUACAGAGGUUCUCCUGGUCAUCCUGGUGAGGAAGGUGGAAUUGGGGAGAAAGGCCCAGUUGGUUUCAAUGGGACUCAAGGAGACAGGGGAUGUCCAGGUGCCAGAGGCCAUAAGGGGUCCAGAGGCUAUAGAGGAAGUCAGGGUGAACAUGGUGAGAGUGGCUUUGAUGGCACUGAUGGAGAGCAGGGAGAACGUGGAAUUCCUGGACGGUCUGGAGAGAAAGGCAACACAGGAAAACAAGGCAGAAAAGGCUGCAGAGGAGAACCAGGUGAACGAGGAGAACCUGGUCUAAGAGGAGAUCGUGGAGAUCCUGGGACUAGCAAUAAUAUUCCUGGUCCUAAGGGUGAAAAGGGAAACCCAGCGCGGCAGGGCCACCCAGGACUGCAUGGACUCCAAGGAGAGCAGGGUGCUGCUGGCCCUGAUGGUGCAGCAGGUCGAAGAGGCCCUCCAGGUAUCAAGGGUGAGCAAGGAGAUCUGGGGGAAGCAGGUUACCCAGGAGACUCUGGUCUUCCAGGCCCGCAGGGCCCAAGAGGACCACAAGGGAUCAGAGGACCGCCAGGACCACAAGGCAUGCCAGGCCCUCUGGCUAGUCUGGGGACCCCAGGUUCACCUGGCUCUGUGGGGAAGUUAGGUGCAAGAGGAGCAAAGGGUGAACCUGGUGACCCUGGAGCGAAGGGCCCAGUGGGACCAGCUGGACCAAGAGGCAUGCCUGGCAUGGAUGGCAGAGAUGCCUAUGGUCCUGAAGGAAGCAAAGGAGCAAAGGGAGAAUCUGGAUUCACAGGAAAUCCUGGUCCAGAGGGAGAAGAUGGAGACCCAGGAAUUCCAGGAGCUGAAGGACCCAAAGGAGUUAAGGGUAGAAGAGGAAUUGCUGGCACACCCGGUUCCCUGGGAGAUCAAGGAGACCAAGGGCCAUCAGGACCUAUGGGUGCCAAGGGACCAAUGGGCACCAUUUUAAUGGAACCUUGUGAACUUGUAAAUUUUACACGAAAAAACUGCCCUUGCUCAUCAGACACAUGUCCAGUUUAUCCAACUGAAGUGGUGUUUGCCUUCGAUAUGUCUGCGGAUGUUACACCAACCGCAUUUGAAAGAAUGAGGAACAUCGUUACGUCAUUGCUGAAGACCAUUAAGAUCAGUGAAAGCAAUUGCCCAACAGGUGCUCGUGUCUCCGUUGUUUCUUUCAAUACGAAUACACGCUAUCUCAUCCGAUUCUCAGAAUUCCAAAAAAGUGACUUGCUGCUGCAAGCGGUCCAGAGAAUACCACUAGGGAGAUCCACUGGAAAACGUAAUAUUGGGGCAGCCAUGAGAUUUGUUUCAAGGAAUGUCUUCAAGCGUGUUCGUCAGGGCAUCCUCACAAGAAAAGUUGCCCUUUUUUUUGCCAAUGGUCUGUCACAGGAUGGUGUUUCCAUCAACACAGCUGUGCUUGAGUUGAGUGCUUUGGAUAUCACUCCAGUGGUUAUUGCCUUCAGCGAAGUGCCAAAUGUCAGACGUGCCUUCUUGGUUGAUGAUACUAGAUUUCAAUUAUUUGUUUGGGAAAGACAACAGGAUGAAAGUCUGAAGAGCAUCACAGAUUGUACACUUUGCUUUGAUAAAUGCAAACCAAAUACCAACUGCAAGGUGCCCUCUUCUCCCCCUGUUCUGAUGGACAUGGAUAUCACUUACAUCAUGGACAGCUCUCGAAGCAUCAGCAGUGAAGAGUUUCAGAGAGCCAAAGACUUUGUGAGCAACAUGAUAGAUCAGUUUGUCGUUUCCUCACAGCCAAACGAAUCAUAUGGAGGCAUCAGAGUGGCACUGGUGCAGCAGGCUCCCAGGGGCCUCCUGCCUGGCAGAAACCAGACCCCUGUGGCCUUGGAGUUUGAUCUAGUCACAUACAGCAAUAAAGAUUUGAUGAAGAAACAUAUCCAAGAGUCUGUUCGCCAACUGGAAGGGCCGUCAGCCAUUGCUUCUGCCCUGCAGUGGACGGUUGAAAAUGUAUUUUUUAAAGCCCCCAGACAAAGAAAACACAGGGUCAUAUUUGCAAUAGUUGGAAGCAAAACAAGCAUGUGGGACAGAGAGAAACUGAGAGAGAUUUCACUUGGAGCCAAGUGUCAAGGGUUCACCUUGUUCACUCUUGCACUUGGCAGUGAUGUGAGUGACAAUGAGCUGAUGGAGCUGGCAAGCUCCCCCACAGACCAGCACUUACUGGCGUUGAGCAGGGUUUCAGCGUCUGAGAUGGUGUACGCGCAGAGGUUUAGCCGGGCUUUUCUACAUCUUCUACAACAAGACAUGAACGGUUAUCCUUCACCUGAACUUCAAGAAGAGUGUGAAAACUUAGAUCAGGGAGAUGCACAACAGCAAGUGUCUGUGAUUGAAAGGAUGCCUUUUCCUGGAACUGAUGAAACUGGUUAUGGUUUAGAAGACAUUGAAAGAACUGAAGGUAGAGUCUUGGGGGAUAUUAGAGAGACAGCCACAGAACCUGUAUACACAAUGCCAGAAAUGAGAUAUGAUUAUGAGGAGAACAAGUGUUUCACAGAGGAAGAUGCUGAAGGAGAAAAGCCACAAGACUAUGGAGAAGCUCAGGAGAAUGAGGAAAAUUUAGAGGCAACAGUAGAAACUAGAGCUUCCUGUAGUGAUUAUGAUGCGUGCAACCUUGUUCAAGAUAGUGGAGAAUGUCAGAGUUAUGUUCUGAAGUGGUACUACAACAAAGAGCAGAAAAUGUGUGGUUGGUUCUGGUAUGGGGGCUGUGGAGACAAUAAAAACAGAUUUGAAACACAAGAAGAAUGUGGAUUCUUGUGUAUAGAGUCUUCCUAAUGCAGGGACUCUUAAUUACACUAGUUCUUCAGUUACACUAUCAGGGUGAUAGGGAAAAGGGAUUGAAAGAGAAAUCUUUACAUAGCCACUUUGGUCCCACAUUUCAGUUGAAAGAAAUACUUGUUUGUGAAGUUAUUAUCUAGUAGCUUAAUAGGGGAAAUAAAAUUAAAAAUACAUCACAGUUGAUCUGAUAUGACACGUUGCAUAAUGAGAAACUUUUGUUAGCUAACAGUGUAUUGUUUAAAAGGGAUAGAAGUAUUAAAACUUGACUUUGUUCCAUAAACACCAAAAUGUGCACUUUUGAAAUGUACUGGAUAAAAUAGUACGUCAGAGACUUUAGUCUCUCACAUCCAAUGUUAUUUCAUUAAUGUCAAAAUGAUUUGAUGCGUUUGCUUGCAUUUAUCUUGCUUAUAGAAAAUACCAAAAAGCAUUGAGCUGUCAAAGGACAGGCUUACUAGAACUUACUUCACUUUGA
Molecule: messenger RNA, 4703 nt
Organism: Calidris pugnax (ruff)
Lineage: Eukaryota; Metazoa; Chordata; Aves; Charadriiformes; Scolopacidae
Product: collagen alpha-4(VI) chain-like
Exons: 35
Coding region: 494-4228 (1244 amino acids)
Molecular function (GO): serine-type endopeptidase inhibitor activity
Source: RefSeq, a predicted model, not a curated record